AUGGUGGGAAAGUGUGGAGGAGCAACUUUAGCUGAUUGGGAGGAAAUGAAAUUGAAGUUGAAGGAGAAAUACUUGCCUCUAGAUUAUGAGCAGGUGGUGGAGAAUGACCAUCAAGCCAUUGCAAGGUAUCGGUCUGGGCUGCGAUCUGAUAUUCGAAGAGAACUAGUGAAGCAAAGAUUGAUAAGCACUAAGGAAGCUUAUCAGAUGGCAUUAAGGAUUGAGGCACAAGGAAGUAGAGAUGAAAAGGGGAAGCAAAAAAUAGGAGCAGGACCUCAAUGCUACAAGCGCAAAGGGUACAGGCAUUACGCUGUGGUUUACCCCUCAAAGGAGCAAGGUCAGAAACCAACUUUGAUUUGCAGCCAAGAAUUACCGGACUUUGAAUUAGAAGAGUUAUUGCUUGACAAAAAAGAUGCUGGCGAAGAGGAUGAGGAGGAUCAUUUGGAAGCUUCUGAACUACCUAGCUAUGUAAUUCAAAGAGUUUUGACUGGUCAGAAGUUGGAAGAUUCAGAGGAUUGGCGGAGAACAAACAUAUUUCACACUCGAAUGGAAUGUAAAGGAAAGGGAAUUAAUGUAAUUAUAGAUAAUGGGAGUGGAAUGAACGUGAUCUCAGAAGAAGCAAUUGAUUGUCUUGGACUAAUCAAGCAAAAACACCCACGACCUUACAAAAUUAGUUGGGUGAAUGAUAGUGACACGAUCCCAGUAAAGUACAGGUACAUGGUUCCAUUCUCUUUAGGAAGAAAUUACACUGAUCAAGCUCUUUGUGAUGUGAUUCCUAUGUCAGUUUGUCAUUUAUUAUUAGGAAGGCCGUGGAUUUUUGAUCGAAGAACUGUAUAUGAUGGGUUUGAACACACAUAUGCUUUUAAUUUUGGAGGAAAACGGAUUGUGCUCAAGCCACUUCAAAUUUCAGAGUUUUUUGAAAACAAAAAGGGUGAUAUAAAUGUUCUGACUAUGAAACGAUUUGAAACCGCAAGCAAGGAGCGAGGAGUAAUAAUUGUUUUGCUGGGAAGAGAGGCAAAACUUGAUAAUGAGGAGUUAGAUAUAGUGCAACCAUUGCUAGAGGAAUUUGUAGAUUUGAUGCCAGAAGAGCUGCCACAUCAACUUCCGCCUAUGAGAGAAAUCCAACAUGCCAUUGACUUGAUACUAGGUUCAUCCUUACCUAAUAUUGCCUUUUAUAGAAUGAGUCCAGCUAAAAAUGAAGAGCUUAAAAGGUUUCCUAUUCCUAGACUUGAUGUCAUAUUGGAUUUGCUUAGUGGUGCUUCGACUUUUUCAAAGAUAGAUUUGAGAAGCGGUUAUCAUCAGAUACGGAUUAGACUUGGGGACGAAUGGAAGACUGCAUUUAAGACCAAGGAUGGUUUAUAUGAAUGGCUGGUAAUGCCUUUUGGAUUGACCAACGCACCAAGUACCUUCAUGAGGGUUAUGACCCAUAUCUUGAGACCUUAUUUAGGUAAAUUUGUGGUUGUUUACUUCGAUGACAUUCUUAUUUACAGCAAGGAUUCUCAGAACCAUUUGGAACAUCUUAAGAUGGUUUUGGAACUGCUCCGAGUUGAGAAGUUCUAUAUAAAUAAGAAGAAGUGUUCAUUCAUGACAACAAAGGUGAACUUUUGA
This is a messenger RNA of Olea europaea var. sylvestris, 1605 nucleotides long. RefSeq lists its product as uncharacterized. The record is from RefSeq and is a predicted model, not a curated record. The transcript is spliced from 4 exons. The coding region runs from base 1 to 1605 and encodes 534 amino acids. NCBI's taxonomy places the organism in Eukaryota, Viridiplantae, Streptophyta, Magnoliopsida, Lamiales, Oleaceae.